Molecule: messenger RNA, 1111 nt
Organism: Gigantopelta aegis
Lineage: Eukaryota; Metazoa; Mollusca; Gastropoda; Neomphalida; Peltospiridae
Exons: 3
Coding region: 1-672 (223 amino acids)
Source: RefSeq, a predicted model, not a curated record
AUGGGUAUCAAGGCUACCGCUCCUUCAAGAAUAUCACCAGAUGUCGGCACGAGGACCUGUAUGGAACUGUUUAAACCAACGGCAACUGUUACUUUUAAUGAUAUCCAAGAAAUGUUCAUGAUGAGCUAUUCGACACUGAGAAGAAUGCGCUACACGGAACUCGAGGACCGGUACACGUUUGAGAUAUUCUGGAUAGGAAGCGUGUCUGCGGUUUUCCCAGGAUUCCUCACUAACGUUGAUGCAGCAACAGAAUGCUAUGGCAACUACACAGUGUUAUUUUUUGCUAGUUCGGCUUCAUGCUUCAGUCGCAAUGGCAGUAUCUUUACGGCCGAGUCUUGUCCCACAGACCUUUUCACAGCCUAUUUCAGUGAGUCCGGAUUCUCUGAUCUCCACGCCAUUACAUCGGUUGACAAGAAUUUUCACAGUCUGUACGUGUUCAGGAAUAACGUCGCCUAUCAGCUCCUGUACGACGAGAGCGGCACCAGGUACCUGUUGAACAGCAGUCUGCCUAUAACGGACUCUGACAGUCCGUGGGCGGAGGCUCCCGACGGACUCUCUGCCGUGUGCUAUUUCCAAAACGACUAUUACUUUAUGUUCGAGGCACACAAGUGGUAUGUCUACUUCUCUAGCCCAACUAAGCGGAUUUCCCAAAUUGCCUAUGUUUGUAAUUAGCUGUAAGUGCCGUUAUAUAUGUUCAGGAGGUAGAGCCUUCGCAGAGUGUUUGACUGGUACCAUCGUGUUUUAUCAUAGAGAAUUCAUUUAACGUUAGACGUAAAAAAAAAUGCCAGUCUUCUAUAUAUGAUUCUGAUUUUAUAACAAUAUAUUCAUCGACUACAUCUACGAUCAUGAUGUACGUUUUCACUCCGUUUCGGGUGUUUUGCAUUACGAUGACUGCCACCUUCAGAGACGACGUAUCCUUCCUACUGUUAGGUUGAUUAAAGGUAAUCCCAAGGUAUUCAACUAUCGCUGUUGGAACAUUUGUACAAUUUUGAAACAAAACAACAAGGAAAUAAAAAUGUCUACUAACGUUUUAUUGGGUAAAUUGAGAUAACAAGUGAUAUAUUAUAUUCGGUAUUUCGGGUAGCCUAUGGCCAUUUAACAUUUGUAUCUC